AUGGCGGUCUUGCGCAAGCUUGUGGAUAAAGUAAAUGAGGCUUCGAGGCUUCUCGUAGAGUUGGAUCAGCUGCAGUCAGUGAAGGCACAAUUGCAGCUUGUCGUCCAAGCUGGACACGGAGAUGAGGUAGCCCAGUCCGGUGAGCCCGGGAACCAGGUGGCAGCCAUCCAUCACCAGCAUGAGGCAUCGUCUGACACCAGAGACCUAAGGGCUAUGGAUCGUAGGGAGCCCGUAAAACACGACCUCACCUCCGGGGUUGCUUCGGGCGAAUACGCCGAGACCCUGCCGGAUCAAGGAUUGCGGCCAGUGCAACAGGAGUUUGCACACACGACAUUCUUACUCAAAGAAGCAGAAGCCGCCAAAGAAAAGGUUGUAGGGGAGCUGGCAUCCAGAAGUUUUGUUCUGCUUCUCGAGCUUGCCACCACGACUUCCUUGCUGCUGCAAGCGGAAACCGAAAAAACAAAGGUGGCAGGAGAACUGGCAGCCAGAAUUGCUGUGCACGAAGAAGCAGAGGCUAAGCACAAGCAGAUGAAGGACUCCUUAAAUGGAAUAUCAGUUGGCAGCCCGGAAAACACGCAGCUGCAAGUAAGCCGACAGCACCAUCACAAAGUGCUUUUGUCACAGCUUCCUCCCAUCGCAUCUCCUAUCACGGUGACCAGAGCGUUGGCCGAAGACGACCCGAAGUUUACUGCCCUGAAGGAGAUGUUCCAGUCGUCCAUGGUGCAACAUCGAACGAGCCUUAAAUCAAAAGUGUGGUGCGACCCGCCAAAAGUUUCAGUGACUCGAAUCUGUGAGCUGUUUCAUGCGGACAAGCAGCAGGAGUACGAACAAGCACGACGUACAAGAUGUGCCCGAGGCAGUGGUGAUUGCACUCCCAUUGAUGGCAUGACCGCCAUGAAGUGCGAAGUGCCGCCGUGCUGGUACGACUUGAACGAAUACCUGCUGUAUCACGGAACGAGCUUUCGGAAGGCAGAAGACAUUUUGCAGACGGGCUUCGAUCCCCAGCGCGGGGGCGAUACGACAGGCUCUUGGUUUGGUAAAGGUACCUACUUCGCUCAGAAUGCUUCAAAGUCGGAUAUGUACACCACAUGCGAUAAGUGCGAUUCCGACAACUUCAAGGACUGUCACCAUGCCCAAGGCGAAAGAUGCCUGCUCGUGACACGAGUGCUGCUUGGAGAGAGCUCAGUUGAAACGGAUGCUAAUCCCAGCACGAAGGUGCGUAUCAAAGCGCCAGACCAGGACGACGGCGCUCCUUACGAUUCUGUCACUGGAGCGUGCAGCGUGAGAGGUGGAGCGCUGGAUUAUAUGGAGUUCGUCGUCUUCAAGGAAAGUCGCAUGCACGUGCAGUUCCAGAUCUUCUACACACAUGAUAAAAACUGCGAGUGCAGUCUACAGCAUUCGAAGGGGGGAUUCAUGAAUGCCGCCAGCCGGUCCUCUGCAGCAUUGAGCAUUUUCGAAUCUGAGGAAGCAGCUCGUGCAGAAGGACUUGCAGAAGCGGGCCUGUCAGGGAGAGUCGCAUGCGAAGAGGGCCACGGCAAAGUUGCUUGGACUGGCCGGUCAUCCCUCAUCUCCCUGGGGUUGUACGAAAGCUGUGUCUUGCGGCGGAAGUUGGCCAAGGAGGUGCGGAGCUUCAACCAAAGCAGAAUGCUCGAAGAGGACAAGCGCAGCAUCAACGUCGAGUGUCAGGAACUCGAAGACCGCUCCCAGAAGCUGCGCGAGGCUGUUGAUGACCAGCUGACUCCUCUGUCCGGUCGUAUUCAGGAAGCAGAAGCAGCACACUCUGCCGAGGAGGCCUGCUGUGAGCUCCAGGCAGCUGAGGUGGCGCGCCUUCGCACGGAGAUGAUGGUGGCGAUGGAGAGUGGUGUGCAUGCGCGCUUGCUUCGGAGGGCACAGCUUCCCGAGUCCAGGGCGAACUGCCGUGCGGUCCAGCUGGCAACCCGCAUCACGAUGGAUUGGUGCGUGGUCGUCGGAGAUGAGAGUGGGGGGGAGGUAGCGGUGGGAGUGCAGGACUUCCUCGAGACGCAGGAGGCAGCUGCUCUGAAGCAGAUCGUGGAUCAAGGCUUGAUCCAGAAGCAGCUGGUUUGGCUCCCGAAUCCGGAAGGUGACGAACCUCCGGGGCGGCACGUGUUCUUGCACCCCUACCUCUGGAGGAAGCUUCAAGGCAAUGAGGUGAAGUUUCCGCCGACGAAGCUGAACUUCUUCGAGCUGCUGCGAUCGUCGCUGGGAGAUCCCCAGUUCUCAGAUGUGUGGCUCGUGCCAGCAGCUCCGCACUUCCACCAGAAAGUCUUGGGCCUGGACCGCAUGAAGGAAGUCGAGGCACCGUUGAGCAUCCAAAAGCACCUGAGGCCGUACCAGCUCGUCGGGUUCCGCUGGUUGGCCACGCUUGCGCGGAAUGGCCUCGGAGCCGUGCUGGCCGAUGACAUGGGACUCGGCAAAACCCUCCAAUGCAUCGCCAUGCUCACCUACCUCAAGGAGCAGGACCUGCUCCACGACGAGAGAGGGAACCGACGGCCAGCAUUGGUUGUGGUGCCUCCGGGACUUCUCCGGAACUGGCAAAAUGAGUUCAAAAAGUGGGCGCCGGAGCUGACCUUCUUUGUCUACCACGGGCUCGGUCGCCAACUGCCCCCUUGCAGAGGGUCCGGCUAUGAUGUGCUCCUGACGACUUAUGAGAUGGCGCGCAAUGACCAGUGCAAGUUGGCGGAUCCUUUCCAGAUCUCCUUUUCAGCCAUGGUCAUUGACGAGGCGCAGAAGAUCAAGAACCACGGAGCGCAAGUGUCGAAGGCAGUGAAGCGGAUCGGCAAUGUCAUCGGCCAUACUCGCAUUGCUCUUUCAGGUACUCCCAUAGAGAACAAGGUUGACGAGCUCCACUCGAUCUUCGACUUUGUCAAUUACGGGUACUUGGGGUCCCACGACUCUUUCAGGAGGACGUUUUCGAUGGUCAUCGAAAAAGGUAGAGAUCCGGCGCGGAAGACCGAAAGUCUGGAGCUGCUUCAGCGGCUGACGCGGCCCUUCCAGAUGCGCCGUCUGAAGACCGAUCCCAACAUCCUGCCGGACUUGCCGAACAAAAUCGACAUCCCUGAGACUGUGGUGCUGACGAAGGAGCAGGUGAAGCUUUAUCAAGCAGUGCAAGAGGAUUUCAAGACCACCAUGAUCGAAUCCCGGAACACAUCAAACAACCACAGCUUCGAGCGACGGGGGCACAUUUUCGCUAUGCUGGAGCAGGCUCGACGGAUCUGUGCCCAUCCUCUUUGCCUGGACCGGACGAAGUAUCCGGAGAGCUGCAAGGGGAUGACAUUGCAGGAGCGUUCUGAACUCAGCGGGAAGACUCAGAGAUUGGUGUCCCUCCUCGAAGAGAUCUUCGAUGCAAACGAAAAGGCAGUCAUUUUCGUGACACGCAUCGAUGUCAUCGAGUUGCUGAAGAAGCUCCUUGAGCUCAAGUUUGCCAACACCGAGAUCUUGACCUUCUCUGGUAAAUUGUCCUUGGAGGAGCGCGCUCAGGUGGAGAGGCGCUUCCAAACAGACUCCAGGUGUCAGAUUCUGCUGAUGACGCUGCAGUGUGGAGGCAUCGGCCUGAACUUGACCGCCGCCAACCACGUGAUCCACUUCGAUCGAUGUUACAAUCCGGCAAAGGAAGCCCAGGCUACCGACAGGUGCCACCGCUUGGGCCAGCAGAAAAGUGUCUGCGUCCACCGCCUCAUUACUGAAGGCACCUAUGAAGAGAACUUGGAGAAGAUCAUGCAGCGCAAGCAGGACCUCUCGUCACUGACAGUCACCAAAGCUGAAGACUGGAUCGCCGACUACGAUGACCAAGCCUUGUUUGAUCUCUUCAUGCUGCGCAGCGGCACCGGACGGCAGCAGGGGCCCGACUGCCAACCGUCGAGGAGCCUCGAGAUGCGAGGCAAGCGACCGAUGCCAGAGCAGGACGUUCAGGAGACCUCGCAGAAACGAAGCAAGUGA
Messenger RNA from Symbiodinium sp. CCMP2592, 3957 nucleotides. The record is from the annotation of a GenBank genome assembly. NCBI's taxonomy places the organism in Eukaryota, Dinophyceae, Suessiales, Symbiodiniaceae.